Brassica napus (rape) is the source of this 354-nucleotide messenger RNA. RefSeq names its product pinoresinol reductase 1-like. The record is from RefSeq and is a predicted model, not a curated record. The transcript has a single exon. Lineage: Eukaryota; Viridiplantae; Streptophyta; Magnoliopsida; Brassicales; Brassicaceae. Bases 1 to 354 code for a protein of 117 amino acids.
AUGGGAGAGAUCAAAAGCGGCGAGAAAACGCGUGUUUUAGUGGUGGGAGCGACGGGAUACUUAGGGAAGAGAAUCGUAAGGGCGUUUUUGGCUGAAGGUCACGUGACCUACGUUUUGCAGCGGCCAGAGAUUGGUCUCGACAUCGAGAAAGUCCAACUCCUUCUCUCCUUCAAGAAACUCGGCGCUCGUCUUGUCGAAGCUUCUUUCUCCGACCACCAAAGCCUCGUAUCAGCCGUGAAACUCGUAGACGUCGUUGUCUCUACCAUGUCUGGCGUUCACUUCCGUAGCCAUAACAUCCUUGUCCAGCUCAAGCUUGUUGAAGCCAUCAAAGAAGCUGGUAAUGUCAAGGUAUGA